This is a messenger RNA of Synchytrium microbalum, 1554 nucleotides long. RefSeq lists its product as uncharacterized. The record is from RefSeq and is a predicted model, not a curated record. Lineage: Eukaryota; Fungi; Chytridiomycota; Chytridiomycetes; Synchytriales; Synchytriaceae. The coding region runs from base 1 to 1554 and encodes 517 amino acids. The transcript is spliced from 9 exons. Gene Ontology annotation, molecular function: monooxygenase activity; oxidoreductase activity, acting on paired donors, with incorporation or reduction of molecular oxygen; heme binding.
AUGGAGCAAGUCAGAACCUCUGUCGAGGUUGUUGUUGAGAGAAUGAAGGCCCUUCCACCAUGGGCCCUCGCCCUUGGAGGCACCGUACUCGGAUACGCAUUGUUCAAAACCUUAGUUGGAGCCCGUCAUCCAAAUGAUGCCAAAGGAGACAAGGCCUAUCCAAUCAUUGGCAAUUUUCUUGAUAUGAAGAACAUUGAACGAAUGUUUGAAUACCAGAAGGAGCUCGCCAGGAAAUAUGGUCGUGUUUCAACCUGGAAUUUGGCAGGGAAGAAGUUCUUUGUGAUUUCUGACCCUGAGAUCAACAAACGAAUCUACCAAACCGAAAUGGAAGCCUUUGGACGAGGAGGACCCAUGGUGGACGUGUUCGGUGAGAUCGCUGGUGGCCUUAUCAUGCAGGAUAACGGAGACGAAUGGAGAGAAGUCCGCAAGUUCUUUGAUCCUGCAUUCAGUGUCGUAUCCAUCAAGAAUUACAGUCCCAUCGUGCAGUCUUCCACCAGCAAACUCAUCAAAUACAUGGAAAGUGAGCUCGACAAUCCUGAAAAUCGACGUGAUGGCGCUGGAAUUGAUAUUCAGCCUGCUUUACAUGGUCUCACUUUCGAUAUCAUCGUAAACAUUCUGCUUGGAUUUGAUCCUAAGAGUGUCGAUAGUGGAGGCCAUUCCGUGUAUGUGAAGGCGUGGGAGGAAGGGCUUGGACAUCUCAUCACACGUGUACCCUUCGCGUCAACAUUUUACUGGAAAUGGUGGAAGACGCCAGCAGUCCUAAAAUACGAGAAGGAUAUCAAGCUGCUUCAGGGUCUGGUUAUGAAUCGAUACGACGAGUAUUUGAAUAAUGGAGUUCCUGAAGAUGCCGUUGACUUGCUCGCCCAGUACAUCCGUAAACUUAAGACUGACAAGGAAUCUAUCCCAUCCUAUUUAACUUCGGACCGUGAAAACUUCUUGCGCCACUUCAUGACGAUGGUCUUUGCGGGUCACGAUACUACAGCAUCUAGCGUUGGAUGGACAUUAGCAUUCUUAGCCAUGCACCCAGACAAGCUCGCACGUGUCCGUAAAGAAAUCCAGGCCGUUGGUGGCAAGAAGCAGCUUACAUACGAGACAUUGCUCACGUUGCCGUACCUCGAGUGUUGUGUCAAGGAAGUGAUGCGAUUACGCCCAUCGGCCCCAAAUAUGGGUAGAACGCCGAGACGGGAUAUAACAUUGGAGUGGGUUGAUGAUUCGGGAGUUUUGAGACAGCAGUUUGUUGCUAAGGGUCAAGAAAUGCACACGACAGCUUACGCUACACACAUGGAUCCACGAAAUUUUGAAAAUCCAGACGAAUUCAUUCCUGAGCGAUUCGAAAACAAUCCAACUUAUAACAUGUAUGCGUACGUACCGUUUGGUGCCGGACCAAGAAAGUGUCUGGGUGAGAAGCUGGCGUUGUUUGAGACAAGGUUGGGAGCCGCUGAGGUUAUUCGAACGUUUGACUUUGGAAUCAUUGACAAUUACAAGCCAGUCCUUAUUCAGGCACCUACUUUACGUAUUGGAAACGGUCUCAAGUUGUGGUUUAAAAGGUUGUAG